UUUAACUUUUCUUUAUUAUUUUAAUAUUUAAAAAAUAUUAAAUGAUUUUUUUUAGUUUUUAAUAAUUUUUUAAUAGAAAGUGGACCUUAAAUCAAGUCACGUCAGCAUUUAACUGAUAAAUUAACGGCAGGUUAACGGAAGGUAUAAUAUUGGCACAAAUUUGUAAAAUAAGGUAUGACAUUAUCAUAAGAUGAUUUAUGAAAAUGUCGUAACACCAAUACUUAAGAUAGUCUUUUGUACUUUACCCAAAAAAAUUUGGAAUUUGAAAAGCGGGGAAAAAGACUAGUUAUUGAACGCUGCCCAGCGCGUGUUUGCCCUUUUCUGAAAAGAUAGCAUGCAACUCAUACCUCCUCUGACACAGUCCUGCGGAAAAUAAGGGCUGGGACCCACCCUCGCUUUCCCUUUCCCCACGUAUCUCAAAUUUCUCCCCACCCACAAUAUAAAGGGGACCCCCACUCCUUGUGUGGGGUCAAUCGAAUCCCAUCAAGUUCUCAAAACCCUAAUUUAACACUCUCUACUCCAAACCCUAAAACCACCAUCGCCACCGCCAUGGCCUCCGAGAUGGCCCUCCAGCCACUCCACAAACUCGAAGACCGAAAGCCAACCGUCUUGCCCACCGCCGUUCUUACUUCCGCCACCAUCCAAACGGCGCCGUCGCUCCCCUCCCAACUAUCCGACCUCCAACUCCAGGCGCAGCCCAAGCCCCAGAAACAGGUCAGCCGGCGGAACACUAGGGACCGCCAUACAAAAGUCAAUGGACGGGGCCGCCGCGUCCGGAUGCCGGCCAUGUGCGCCGCCCGCAUCUUCCAGCUGACCCGGGAGCUCGGACACCGCUCCGACGGCGAGACCAUCGAGUGGCUCCUCCGCCACGCCGAGCCCUCCAUCAUCGCUGCCACCGGCUCCGGCACACUCCCGGCGGAGCCGAUCUCGACCACCUCCCCGUCCGUGUCGUCACAAAUGCCGUCCGUCACUUGCCGGGUUCAGCCGCUCAAGUCGCUCAGAAGCUCCGGACAGUUCUUGUACCCGGCGGCGGCCCAGGCUCAUCAGGCGAUGCAGCUGCAGCUGGACUUGUGCCAGCCGAUGGGGGUGGACUAUAAUGCGGGAUACCGGCACAUGCCGUUCACGUCGCUGCUGCUGCAGACGGGGGAGAGUGAGGUGGAGGAGGGGCAGGCGGAGGAGGAGGUUGUGGGAGUUGGAAUUGGGGAUGAUGAGUAGACAAGGACAAUGUGGGUGUGCUGAGUAGGUGCGGUGGGUGUGUAUAUCAAAAGCAGAGGGUGCAGGAAACAGUGGGGGGCGGUAGCAGCCAUGUGUAACGGAGGUGGUGGGGGGAGACAGUUUAGUCAACAUGGGGAUGGGGGGUGUGUUUUGGUGUAGAGGGGGAGUUGUGUUAGUGGUUUUUGUGGUUUAGAUUUAAUUACGUUGUAGUUCAUCAAUGGUUGUGUGGUAAAUUAGUAAUUAAGUAGUGAUGAGGGUGGAAAUUUAAGUUGUAUAUGUUCAACUAAAAUGGAAUAAAAUGAGGAUGUCAUUUGGAUUAAA
Messenger RNA from Pyrus x bretschneideri (Chinese white pear), 1536 nucleotides. Its product is annotated as transcription factor TCP11. The record is from RefSeq and is a predicted model, not a curated record. NCBI's taxonomy places the organism in Eukaryota, Viridiplantae, Streptophyta, Magnoliopsida, Rosales, Rosaceae. Gene Ontology annotation, molecular function: sequence-specific DNA binding; DNA-binding transcription factor activity. Gene Ontology annotation, cellular component: nucleus.